This is a messenger RNA of Belonocnema kinseyi, 1254 nucleotides long. Its product is annotated as speckle-type POZ protein-like A. Gene Ontology annotation, biological process: proteasome-mediated ubiquitin-dependent protein catabolic process; regulation of proteolysis. The record is from RefSeq and is a predicted model, not a curated record. NCBI's taxonomy places the organism in Eukaryota, Metazoa, Arthropoda, Insecta, Hymenoptera, Cynipidae. Gene Ontology annotation, cellular component: cytoplasm. The transcript has a single exon. Bases 1 to 1254 code for a protein of 417 amino acids. Gene Ontology annotation, molecular function: ubiquitin protein ligase binding.
AUGCCGAGGAAAAUAAUGAUAGGUUUUCCGGAGUUCAUGAGCAUUGAAAAAUUUAAUAAAUUGAAACUGAGGGAUCUGACCAUACGUUGUGAAUUUGAAAUUUUCAAGCGGGACUUUAAAGUCUACAAGCGUUUGCUAACUAAUGAACUUUUAAGUGAUUUAGAAUUGCGCGUUGGCAAAGAAACAUAUCCAGCGCAUAAGUUGAUCUUAGCUAUGAGCAGUCCAUUAUUUCGUGAAAUCUUUAGUAUGCAAGAUUCCAUAACGUCUUUAGAUGUCACUGAUGUUGAACCUAACAUAUUUUACGAAUUGCUCAGAUACAUGUACAGAGGGUCAGUAAAUGAUAUGGAAUCCUUUGCAUUCGACCUUUUUCUAGCUGAUGACAAGUAUAAAAUAUGGGAACUUUUAAAUAAAUGCGAAAAAACCAUAGUGGUGAACUUAAAGGUGACAAACGUCAUUCAUGCACUUCUAUUUUGUCAUGAUCGCCAUCUAAUUUCAUCUAAGGCGUGCCUAUUUAAUGAAUGUCAAAAUUUCAUUAGGAAUAACUUCAAAGAAGUUAUUAAUGAAGAAGCUUGCAAACUAUUAGUGAAAGAAGAACCAACGUUUCUCUCAUUGAUAUUACGCGAUAUUCGUAAAUGUCAAGACAUAUCAAAGUCUAAAAAAGUGUCAAUUUUAAGUCCUUUAAUAUCCGAAACUUCAUUAUCUUUCCUGGGAGAAUGCGAGUUUUUCCUAAAUAACAAAAACCUUAGUGAUGUAGAAAUUCACGUUGGAGGUAUAAAAUAUGCUGCUUACAAGUUGCUUCUAUCACUGAGAAGUUCUGUGUUUUUUCGAAUGUUUAUUCAUCAAAUGAAAGAGACACUAACCGGUGUUGUGGAUAUCGAAGAUAUAGAGCCGGAAGUUUUUUAUGAAGUCCUGCGUUUUAUAUAUACGAACAAAGUGGAAAGGAUAGACAUGGCAAAAGAAAUUUUGAUUGUGGCAAAUAAAUACGAAAUUGAAGAUCUGAAAUUGUUCUGUGAAACGAUUCUUAUAAAUAAAUUAAUGAAGGAAAAUCUUCUUGAUUACCUCAUCUUCUCUGAUGACCACGAGCCGAAACAAUUAAAGGAUAAAUGCUUCGAGUUUCUGAUAGACAAACUAUAUUUGAUUGAAGAUUGGAAUGAGUGCUUUGCAGAUUGGAGCCAGUAUGUAGCUUAUUUCCAUCCGCACUUGCUUCUGGAAAUAUUGAAUAAACUAGCUUCGGAUUACGAACUUUUUUUUUAA